Messenger RNA from Sinocyclocheilus grahami, 1440 nucleotides. Its product is annotated as microspherule protein 1. The transcript is spliced from 14 exons. Gene Ontology annotation, cellular component: Ino80 complex; MLL1 complex; NSL complex. Bases 199 to 1440 code for a protein of 413 amino acids. The record is from RefSeq and is a predicted model, not a curated record. Gene Ontology annotation, biological process: positive regulation of transcription by RNA polymerase II. NCBI's taxonomy places the organism in Eukaryota, Metazoa, Chordata, Actinopteri, Cypriniformes, Cyprinidae. Gene Ontology annotation, molecular function: G-quadruplex RNA binding.
GCUUCAAACUAAACAGAAGCCUCCAGUUAGCUUAUCCUGAUUUAGCAUUAUCGCUUUAUUUUGUUAAUCAAAUAAAAGAAUAAAAUAUCAAGUUAUAUUUGAAUUUGGUCAGAGCCAGAGCGCAAAGAUAACGUUACUCAUUCUAAAGUAUUCAUGAUUCAUCGGCUUUCUGAGUGUUGAACAGCUGAUCAGGAGAUCAUGGAGAAAGAUGUGAAGGCCGUGGCUGCAGAAGCGUCGGUCGGGCCUAUGGCUUCACAGAGCCGAUCAGAGGACGAGGAGUCCACUGCUGUGAAGAGGACAGCCGCUCAGGCCUUCAGUGGAGCCGGGAUGAUUCCCAAGCGCAGAAGCUCCUCCAGAUCAAUAAAGAGAAAGAAGUUUGAUGAUGAACUGGUUGAGAGUAGCCUUGCGAAAUCUACCAGUCGGGUCAAAGGUCAGCCAGUCAUUGAACCAAUCAGAUGCCCCGGCAGUGACCUCGCAUCCAGUGACAAGAAGAAGGGUUUAAAGUCUGCCAGCUCUUUUACGCCUCCUCUUACCAUGGUGAUCGCUCCUUCAUCAAUGACCAAACGAAUGAAGAAGAACAAGCAGCCGUUACAGAUCACCAAAGACCUGGGCCGCUGGAAACCCACUGAUGACCUGCUGCUCAUCAAUGCUGUGUUACAGACCACAGAUCUCACGUCAGUUCAUCUGGGGGUGAAAUUCAGCUGUCGCUUCACACUGCGAGAGAUUCAGGAACGCUGGUACGCUCUGCUGUAUGACCCAGUCAUAUCAAAGUUGGCGUGGCAGGCCAUGAGACAGCUGCAUCCAGAGGCCAUCGCUGCUAUUCAGAGUAAAGCUCUCUUUAGUCAGACAGAGGAAGCCCUGCUCGCUAAGAUCACCUCAAGCAGUCAGCCUAAGCUGGAGGUUUUUCAAGAUUUGCUGAACAAGCACCCAAAUGUCUUUUACCCAUCACGCACUGCUAAGAAUCUGAUGGUCCACUGGCAGCUGCUCAAGCAGUACUAUCUGCUGGAGGAUCAGAGCGUUCAACCUCUGCCUAAAGGAGAGCAAGUGCUGAACUUCUCUGAUGCGGAGCAGGUUGUUGAUGAUGCCAAACUCAAGGACAGCAGGGAUGAAGUUUUAGAGCACGAGCUGAUGAUUGCAGAUAGACAUCAGAAGCGUGAGAUCAGACAGCUGGAGCAGGAGCUUCCUCGCUGGCAGGUGUUAGUGGACAGUAUCACAGGCAUGAAUUCACCAGACUUUGAUAAUCAGACGCUGGCAGCUUUACGUGGACGAAUGGUCCGAUAUCUGAUGAGAUCUAGAGAGAUCACACUGGGACGUGCUACUAAAGACAAGCAGAUAGAUGUAGAUCUGUCUUUGGAGGGACCUGCAUGGAAGAUCUCCAGAAAGCAAGGUUGGGAGGUUGAACAGCUCAGCAGCAGCAGCAUUGAGCCUUGUAACUGGUGA